AUGACAAAAUACAUGUUUGAUGAAGCAAUUAAAGUAGAUUUUAAAGGAAAAAAUAAUAAUGGAUUUGUUUGUUAUACUGGUGAACUUAAAAAAGAUUGGAAGAUUUUAGAUGCUUCUCAUGGAGGAUAUUUAGUUUCUGUUUUAUUGAAUGCGUUCACACACCACUACAAAGAUAUAUUACCACAUCCGAUCCAUAUAAGUUGUAAUUUUAUAAACAAAUGCUUCCCCGGUGAAUUUGAAAUUGAAAUCAAAGAAAUCAAUAAAUCCAAAAAAUAUUCAACAUCUUUAGGAAUAUUAAAACAAAGAUCUCAACCAAUCUCAUCAUCGCUUUUAAUUAAUUGUGUUUAUUCAACAGUGAUUUUUGGUGACUUGAAUUUAGAAAAAGGCAUUUCGCCACCAUUCUAUGAACAAGUUCCAAUUCCACCUAGAGAAUUGUGUGUCACCGCACCGCCUAACAGAGUUACUAAAAAUAUGGGAAAAUAUAUUCAACUUUAUGUAGAUUUGGAAACUAAUAAGAAAAAAAGAGCAGAAUUAAAAACCUGGGCAACUUUUACUGAUGACAGAGAAGUGGAUUUGUUAUCUCUUGGAUACUUUGCAGAUGUAUUUUUUCCACCAAAACAUAAACUAGAAUCAAAAUAUGUAACAAUGACACUUGAAAUACAGUUUAAAAACAUACCAAAAGGUAGAUGGUUAGCAGCAUCACAUAGAUCAAGAUUUCUUUUAAAUGGUAGAAAUGAAUUAGAUAGUGAAUUAUGGGACGAAGAAGGAAAUUUGUUGGCUAUUGCAAGACAAAUGGGUUUACUUAUACCAUUGGAAAAUAAUAAAUAG
Entrophospora candida is the source of this 828-nucleotide messenger RNA. Lineage: Eukaryota; Fungi; Glomeromycota; Glomeromycetes; Entrophosporales; Entrophosporaceae. The record is from the annotation of a GenBank genome assembly.